This is a messenger RNA of Daucus carota subsp. sativus, 16786 nucleotides long. RefSeq names its product midasin. The record is from RefSeq and is a predicted model, not a curated record. NCBI's taxonomy places the organism in Eukaryota, Viridiplantae, Streptophyta, Magnoliopsida, Apiales, Apiaceae. Gene Ontology annotation, cellular component: preribosome, large subunit precursor; nucleus. Gene Ontology annotation, biological process: ribosomal large subunit assembly; ribosomal large subunit export from nucleus. Gene Ontology annotation, molecular function: ATP hydrolysis activity; ATP binding.
AAGGCACUAAAACCCUAAACCCUAGUUUCUAAAACCCGAACGCAACAGAGGAAGAGUAAAAGCUCCCGCAAAACACACAAGAUUAUACAUACAGACAUAUAGAUUUCGUAUCUAUAUCUACCCAAGGUCAUCUUCGUUGCAGUUCUAAUGGCGAUUGACGGGAGUUUUCGUGUCGAGAUUGAAUUAGAGAGAUUUCUCUCUCGCUGCCCCAAGCUUCUCAACGUUCCUGCUCUCAAACACCUUUUAGACAAGGGAGAGAAGUUGAGUGAAGAGGAAGUUGUGAAUGGAGUAGCGGAGUUGUUUUUACAUCCAAAAUAUACAAUUCCGUUAAUUGGAUGUUUUAGACCAAUAGCUAAGAGGAUUUUGGAUAGGACUAUUGGUUUACUGAAAUUAGUACCCGAUUUGAAGUCCAACAUGGAUGAUCCAAUGAUUGAAUUAAACGAGGACGAGUUAAUUAGAGACGAAGAAGGUUAUGAUAAUUCGGAAAUUGUGUCGAUGAUUGAAUUGUAUGUUAGAAGUGGCAAGGGGUUAAGCUUGCACGAGCUUGCUUGCUGCGCUUUUUCUCGAGUUAUUGAUAUGAUACCUACUUUGUUGGGGUCUGUGUCAAAUUAUUUCAAGUUUGCUCCGGUUCCUUUUGAAAGAAUCGUAUCUGGGGAAUGGGAGAGUGGGCUAAUGCAUAAGGAUGGAAUUCAUUAUUUAAAUGUUGUACGGAUAUCAUUACGGCUCCUUCUAUCAGAUUCUGAAAGUUUCACAACACUUUGGGACUGGUCCUGUUUUCUGGACUUCGUACAGCAGUGUGCAGUUCUUAAACAGCACUGUAAGCCAGAGUACAAAGAGAAUGUCUCACAUAUAAGAUGGUGUACAGUGCAAAUAUUAUCUAUUGUUUUGAAAACAAGCGAAAAAGCGGCUGUGAACUAUGGUCUAGGUACUGAGGAAGCAUUUGCAUCUUUACUGUGUUGGCAAGACUAUUGUCAGGACGUGUCUAUAGAAAAGGCAGGCUGGUAUCUUGAACCAUAUGACGAAAAUGAGUUGGAAUCACUCAGUAGAGACAUUUCUCGAGAUCUACAUUCCACUAGCCUUGUCCCUUCAACUGUUUCUAUAUCUAGGUUUCGUGAAAUUGAGACAUCCAACGCGGACAACAGACAUGCAGCAUGGGAUGUGAAAUCAAGUGAAAACCCUUUCUUCCUGACGGCUGCCAUGCAGAAGAGUUUUGAAAUGGCUUUGUUGGCAGUAAGUCAAAGAUGGCCUGUUCUUCUGUAUGGCACCAUGGGUGCUGGCAAGAGCGCCCUGAUUAAAAAGUUGGCUCAUGAUUAUGGAAGCAGAGUGCUGUCUAUUCAUAUGGAUGAGCAAAUUGAUGGGAAAACAUUAAUCGGAAGUUAUGUCUGCUCUGAGAAACCUGGUGAAUUUAGAUGGCAACCGGGUUCUCUAACUCAGGCUAUUUUGAAAGGAUAUUGGGUUGUAUUUGAGGAUAUUGAUAAAGCUCCUGCAGAUGUACAAUCUAUUAUAUUACCUCUACUUGAAGGUGCAAGUUCAUUCUUAACUGGCCACGGGGAGGCAUUGAGGGUUUCUGAAGGUUUCCGACUGUUCUCUACUGUAUCAUGUUCAACCAUCGAUACAUCUUGUGCUGCUGAAGGUAGGAACUCACUUUCUACUCUUUGGAGGAGAGUAAUGAUUAGGCCAUCUAGUAAUGACGACUUGCUGAGUAUUGUGAAUGCUUGGUAUCCAGAUCUAGAGCCUCUUGCUGAUAAACUUAUAGAAACCUUCGCAAGGGUAAAUCAACUUACAGGAUUUCACUCUGGGUUGAAUCAGCACUCCAAUUCGAAUGGAAGGUUUUCCUUGAGGGAUCUCUUAAAAUGGUGCAGGAGAAUUGUGAAUUUGGGUUUUGUAUUUGGCAGGAAUUUAUCCGCCACUAUGUGUAGUAGCAUAUAUCAAGAGGCUGUAGAUAUUUUUGCUCUGUAUUCAAGUUCAGCUAACAAUCGCUUGACCAUUAUGCAAGAGAUUGCGAAGCUAUGGAAGGUUCCAGUUUCUGUUGCAAAUUCCUUGUACCCAAUUCAUAAACCAGUGAUACAGGACUUGAGAUCUGAUUUACGCAUUGGAAGAAUAUCCCUACAGCGCAUUCAGACCACGUUAAGCUACAACACGAAGUCCUUUGUUGAGAUUCGCAGUUCACUGCACCUUCUUGAGAGAAUAGCUUGCUCUGUUAAGUGUAAUGAGCCUGUUCUUUUGGUUGGUGAAACUGGUACGGGGAAGACUACCCUUGUGCAGAACUUAGCUAGGAGGCUUGGCCAAAAACUUACAGUGUUGAAUUUGAGCCAGCAGAGUGAUGUUGCAGAUUUGUUAGGGGGUUUCAAACCAUUGAAUGCACAAUUUGUUUGCAUUCCUUUAUAUCUGGAAUUUGAGAAUCUCUUUGCUACUUCAUUUUCCUCAAAGAGAAAUGAAGAUUUUCUUGCCUGUUUGAGAAAAUUUGUUGCUGAUAAAAACUGGAGGAUGCUACUGAGUGGUUUCAGACGGGGUGUUAAAUUGGUCUUAGAUAGUGGGAAGUCUGGAUCCAAGCGGAAGAGGCCUCUGGAUGCUUGGUUAGAUUUUUCUCGAAAACUUGAAACCGCGAGUGCUCGUAUUAGUUCAUCUUCUGGAAUGAUAUUUUCUUUUGUUGAAGGAGCUUUUGUUACAGCACUGAAAAAUGGUGAGUGGAUAUUGCUAGAUGAGGUGAACUUGGCUCCUCCAGAGACAUUGCAGAGAAUUGUGGGUGUUCUUGAAGAAGAAAGUGGCUCACUUUGUUUAGCUGAAAGAGGGGAUGUUGAGUAUAUUAGACACCCCAACUUUCGUGUAUUUGGUUGUAUGAAUCCUGCCAAUGAUGCUGGGAAGAGAGACUUACCUUUUUCUAUAAAGAGCAGGUUUACUGAAUAUUUUGUGGAUGAUGUGUUGGAUGAUGAAGAUCUUAUCCUAUUUAUAAAUCAGUUUGUAGAUGACAGCCAUUCUAAUAGAGAACUGGUAAAUAAGAUGGUGCAAUUUUAUAAAGCUGCCAAGAGGCAAUCAGAAGAAAGGCUGCAGGACGGGGCCAAUCAGAAGCCACAAUACAGUCUACGAUCUCUUUACCGUGCACUGGAAUAUACAAGAAAAGCAAGAAAACAUUUUGGAUUCCAGAAGGCAUUGUAUGAUGGAUUCUGUAUGUUUUUUCUUACUUUACUUGAUGAUAGUAGUGCGAAGGUAAUGCAUGGGUUGAUUUUGUCAUACUUGAUGGGAGGUAGUGAACCUCCACAAGUACCUUUUGAUCGUUAUUUGGUGGCGAAAGAGGCCAUUGUGCAUGAUGAUGUCUCUCAUAAUUAUGUUCUUACUAGAAGUGUUAAGGAACAUCUUAGGAACCUGGCACGUGCCAUAUUCAUUGGUAGAUAUCCAGUUCUGUUACAAGGACCAACAUCUAGUGGAAAGACUAGUCUUGUUCAGUUUCUCGCUGCAGUUACUGGUCAUGAAUUUGUGCGGAUAAAUAAUCACGAGCAUACUGAUUUGCAAGAAUAUUUGGGUUCUUACAUUACUGAUGCUGAUGGGCGACUUGUAUUCCAUGAGGGCAUAUUAGUUAAAGCUGUUCGAUAUGGUUACUGGAUAGUCCUAGAUGAGCUUAAUCUUGCCCCUUCUGACGUAUUAGAAGCUUUGAAUCGCUUACUAGAUGACAACAGGGAGCUUUUUGUACCUGAAUUAUGUGAGACUGUUAGCGCCCAUCCAAAUUUUAUGCUUUUUGCUACUCAGAAUCCACCCACGUUAUAUGGUGGACGGAAGAUGCUUUCAAGAGCAUUCAGAAAUCGUUUUCUGGAGUUGCACGUAGAUGAAAUUCCUCAGGACGAGCUGAGUACCAUAUUGGAAAGGAGGUGCAAAAUUCCUGAAAGCUAUGCUAAGAAAAUGGUUGAAGCUAUGAAGGAGUUACAAUUGCAUAGGCAGAGCACGAAAGUUUUUGCUGGGAAACAUGGUUUCAUCACACCACGUGACUUGUUUAGGUGGGCGGAGCGGUUUAGGAUAUUUGGAAAUUCUUAUGAAGAUCUUGCCAGAGAUGGAUAUUAUCUGUUGGCAGAUCGGCUGCGUGAUGAUCAUGAGAAAAGAGUUGUUCAAGAAGUUUUGGAGAGACAACUACGUGUUAAACUUAUUAAGAAUAAUUUGUACAAGCAGGAGCCAGAUGAGAAUGAAAGAAAUGUUUUGAUGCUGGGGAGACAUUCAGAGGUUCCACGGAAUCUGGGAAAGAUUAUUUGGACAGAUAGUAUGUGGAGGUUGUAUUUCCUUAUCGAGCGUUGUUACAAGUUAAGGGAGCCUGUCCUUCUCGUUGGGGAAACUGGUGGUGGGAAGACUACUGCUUGUCAAAUGCUGAGUAUAUGUUUGGGUUCCAAGUUGCACAUCUUAAAUUGUCACCAGUUUACUGAAACAUCAGAUUUUCUGGGGGGCUUCUAUCCCGUGAGAGAGAGAUCGAGUUUAUCUUCCGAGUUCAAACACCAAUGUGAACAGAUGAUGCAGCUGAAGGCUUUUGUGUAUAUUUGGGGUGAUGCUAUUUUCUCUUGGGACAUCAACCAUGCUGCCCAAACUCUCAGUCAAUUGACAGUCUUGCUUAAUAAUUAUAGAGAUGGCUUGGUGUCCCAUCCAGAUGUCACCCCACCAGAUCUUGAUGUCAUUGAACAAAUAAAGGUGAAACUCAUUGAGUUACACAAGAAGUGGCAAUCCAUUUUUUUGUGGCAAGAUGGUCCUCUUGUGCAAGCGAUGAAGAAUGGUGACCUUUUCCUUGUUGAUGAAAUAUCUUUGGCUGAUGAUAGCGUGCUUGAAAGAUUGAAUAGUGUUUUAGAGCCAGAAAGGAAGCUGUCUUUAGCAGAAAAAGGUGGUUCUGAUAUGGAGAAGAUAACUGCUCAUCCCGAUUUUUUCCUUCUUGCUACCAUGAACCCUGGUGGUGAUUACGGCAAAAAAGAACUGUCUCCAGCUCUCCGCAAUCGUUUUACUGAGAUAUGGGUUCCCCCAGUUGGUGACAUAAGUGAACUGAGAAGUAUUGCUCAGCAAAGAAUAUCGGAUUCGAACCUAUUUUGGCUUGUGGAUGUUAUGCUUCAUUUUUGGGAGUGGUUCAACGGACUACAAACAGGCAGAUUGCUUACUGUAAGGGAUCUCUUGUCUUGGAUAGAUUUUAUCAAGGCGACUGAAAAAAGCUUACAGCCAGAAUUUGCGUUAUUGCAUGGGUCAUUCCUUGUUUUGCUUGAUGGGCUAACUUUGGGUACAAGCAUGACAAAGAGUGAUGCUACUAAAAUGAGAGAAAAUUGCCUGCACUUUUUUCUGGGACAAUUAAAGGAUUGCAAGCCAACCUUGAACUACACAAACCAUGGCAUGAUGGAAAACUAUGGUUGGGCUGACUUUAAGGACUCUGUCGAUACUUCAAGUAUUGACAUGAGGCAGAGUCAGACUCGUUUUGGAAUUCAUCCCUUUUACAUUGAGAAUGGUAAUGACAUUCCUGCUGGUGAUGGUUUUGAGUUUCUGGCACCAACCACUCGGAGGAAUGCUUUGAGAGUACUCCGUGCUAUGCAACUUGUGAAACCAGUUCUACUGGAAGGUAGUCCAGGUGUUGGCAAGACCAGUUUAGUAAUGGCCCUGGGCAAAGUUUCAGGGAACACUGUUGUACGGAUUAACUUAUCUGAGCAGACUGACAUAAUGGAUCUACUGGGUUCGGACUUGCCUGUUGAAGCUGAUGAUGGAAUUCAGUUUGCUUGGUCUGAUGGAAUUUUGCUGCAGGCUAUAAAACAGGGUUCUUGGGUUUUGCUGGAUGAACUUAAUCUUGCUCCGCAGUCUGUAUUAGAGGGUCUUAAUGCUAUUCUAGAUCAUAGAGCGGAAGUCUAUAUUCCAGAAUUGGGUAUUACUUUUAAGUGCCCAUCGUCUUUCAGAGUCUUUGCUUGUCAAAAUCCUUCAUAUCAAGGUGGAGGUAGAAAAGGUCUUCCAAAGUCAUUUCUUAAUCGAUUUACGAAGGUUUACAUCGAUGAGCUGGUUGAGGGUGACUAUGUUGAUAUUUGCUCGUCAUUGUAUCCAUCAAUUUCCAAUCAUUUACUUAUGAAGUUGAUUCGGUUUAAUAAGCUAUUACACGAAGACACAAUGGUGCAUCACAAAUAUGGUCAAAAAGGCUCUCCUUGGGAAUUCAAUCUCCGGGAUGUUAUUCGAUCAUGUCAAAUCAUAGAUGACGCUCCUGAAAUGUCAAAAAUUGAUUGUUUCCUCGACCCAGUUUAUGUUCAAAGAAUGCGAACACUGUCUGAUCGUCAACGAGUCAUAGAACUCUAUGAAAAGGUGUUUGAACUUAAGUCUUAUAUAAAUCCAUUUCCGCGCCUGCAAAUUAAUUCGGAGUUCUUGACAAUAGGGAGCGUUUGCAUUAAUAGAAAUCAUUCCCGGUCAGAUAAAUUCACUAAAAGUGAGCUUCAUAUAAUGCCGGGGUCACGUAAUAGUAUGGAAGCAGUGGCACGUUGUGUCCGUCACCAGUGGCUGUGCAUAUUAGUGGGUCCUCCAUCAUCUGGCAAGACAUCAUUGUUGAGAUCAUUAGCACAACUCACCGGCAGGGUUUUAAAUGAGUUAAAUCUUUCAUCUGCAACUGAUAUUUCUGAAUUACUUGGAUGCUUUGAGCAAUACAAUGCUUUACGUAAUUACCGCGUGUCAAUUGGCCGUGUUGAAAGUUAUAUUACUGAAUACUCAAGCCUACAUCUGGAACCCUCAUCUGAGGUGUAUAUGAGAAGGAAAUACCUUAUUGCCCGAUGGCUGACUUUUUUGUCGAGCAUUGAUCAUGGUGUUUCGAGUUCUAUCACAACAUAUGAUGAUAAUUGGACUACAAAGUCCUUAAAUUCUGUGAGGUUGUUUGUUGAAAUCAUGAAUGAUCUCUGUUCAGUUAUAGAAAAUGACAGGUUGGCUGUGUCUUGGUCAAGUAAGGAUCUGGACAUGAUUAUGAAGACCACAAAUAAGUUAACUGACAAGGGAGGGCGUUGUUCAGCAAAGUUUGAGUGGGUGACAGGAAUAUUGAUAAGAGCUAUAGAAAAUGGAGAAUGGAUUGUACUUAAGAAUGCAAAUCUUUGCAAUCCUACGGUUCUUGAUCGGAUAAACUCUUUAGUUGAACAGUCUGGUUAUAUAAUGGUUAAUGAAUGUGGGAAUGUGGAUGGGAAGCCGGUAAUUGUCCGUCCUCAUCAGGAGUUCCGGAUGUUUCUCACUGUGAACCCCACUUAUGGUGAGGUAUCCCGAGCAAUGCGAAACAGAGGGGUUGAAAUUUUUGUUAUGAAGCCUAAUUGGCUGCUUCAUGAGGACUUAAUUGAGAAAUGUGAUGAGAUUGAACUUAUUGAUGUGAAGAGAUUUCUUGUGCUUUCUGGUAUUCCUUCUGGUAAAUUGGUUGAUUUAAUGGCAAAAGCCCAUACUUUUGCAAGGGAAACCGGGGUCGACUUAAAUGUUAGCAUUACUUAUCUUGAACUUGCACGCUGGGUGCAGCUGUUCCGUCGACUUCUUAGCUGUGGUAACAGGCCUGGUUGGAGCCUCCAAAUAAGUUGGCAGCACACAUAUCUUUCAUCUUUAGGUGAGGCAGAGGGAGCAGAUAUAGUUAAUCAAGUGGCAAACUCUUUGUUAUCAGUCAGUGAAGCGUUCAAGUUGGGUUCGUUUCAAGCAAGUACUAUCUGCUUAGCAGGAGGAUGGCCAACACCCUUGAAGUUGCAAGAUCUCGUGUCUUACUCAGAAGAGUCUUGUGUGAGGCAAAAUUGCAUGUAUCUUGAAUCCCUUGCUGCCCGAUGUGCGAAUUUUGCAUUUGAAAGUACCUCUGUGCAGAAUCCAGGUUUAAGUCCUGCUGGUUCAUCUCAGCCUUACUUGUUGAAUCUGAAGAUGUUGCAUGGAGUGAUUUUUCCCAAGGCCUCAACUUCAAUGAUCACAUACUACGUAGAUGAGAAGGAACUGGAUUCUGAGCUUUACCGAAAUAUGCUUUUCUAUGCUGCUAACUGGACCAUGGAGCAAGCGACUGAGAGGGACUUGGACUUGUAUCUUCUUUGGUUUGGUUGGUUUAGUUCUAAGUUACAGCCAUAUGAUAAAUUCCUCAAAUUUUUCCUGACGAUGCUGCGAGAAGAACAAAAACAUUCUAUUUGGCAUUUUAUACUCCAAUGCCGUGAUGAUAUGUGCCAAACUAAUUUUGAGUUAAAGGGGCUGCCAAUUCUUUCAAUUGAGUUGGUGGAUUCAUCAUCACAAAGUCCAUUGAGAUCAUCUACUAAGCUGCUCGCAAAUGCAGUUAAAUGCAUAGGAUUACUUAGGCUUAGCUAUCAGCAGUGGAAUGCUGAGUCUGAGUUUGGCUUUUCCACUGAAACUCAGUGUUUUGUACCUCUGCUGAGAUCACUCAAAGAGUUGGAAGAGAAAGUGCUUGAUUCUCUUGUCAGGUGUCCCUCUUUUGAUGAAACUUUCAAGUUAUACAGUGAUCUUCUAGAAGCUCACGUCUGUCUCUGGAAGGGGUUGAUAUCAUCUCAGUUCAACUUUUUGGUUAUAGCAUGGCGUUCACUUAUGAAGAAUGCUAUUAAAUUGAAGGAUUUAUGCAGAAGAGAAGUUCAAAACUUUCAGAAGGAGAGUGUGAAAUUGGACUCUGUAUCCUCUUGGCCUUUGCGUGUACAAAAGUCCUUGCUUUGGGUCCAUGGAGGUCACCCGUAUCUACCUUCUUCUGCUGAUGUGUAUCUUAAGCAGCUUCAGCUUUUAAGCUUUUGUGAAUUGGUUUGGCCAAGAAAGAAGUCAUGGAGGCUAUCCGUCAAUAACAGUCCUAUUGAAGCUGCUUUAUCUACUGAUCCUGAGCUUCGAUAUAUUGCUUUAGAAGGAUCAUGCUUGUCAUCACCCAUCAUAAGUAUGGAUCAAGAUUCUUCUCACAAGAUUGUGCAGAAGCUUGAAGAGAUGCAUCAGAUGCUUUUGAAAAGAUUUGAAGAUGACAAAAACAAGUUGCAAGCAAAGACGGAUUCUGCUCUUCAAGCUUUAAACCCAGACCUAUCUAUCUGUGUUUUCUCUCCUAAUGUAUUAUGUUCAAAAUCAGGCCUGGAUAAUUGGCUUGCCACACUUCCUUUUGCUGAUGAAACGAGUUUAUUACUCGAUAUGUGGUUGCUUGAAGAGCUGUCAAAGAUUGUUGUUCUAAAAGAGGAUGACAUACAGCCUGCUUUGUCUCGGUUGCAUGUUCACCUUCGCUCUACAUUGGAGUAUUCGUUGAAAUUUUCAUCAAGACCCCCUACAGAUUUCUCAGCACAUCAAAAGAUAUUGUGGAUUCUUAAUGCUGGGGCAUCUGCCAGAGCGGAAACACCUAAAAUUCCUAGCUUUGUUCUUGAGUUGUGGUUUAAGUGGCACACGUCAUUGUGGAUGCAUUGCUCUACUCAUCUAAAGAAUGUUUUAGGUGUGCAUGGUUGUGAUGUUAUGCUUCCAGAUGUGUUUUUCCAGCCGAUAAAAUUGGCAGCUGUUGACCCCAUUAUACAAAGUACAUCUGCUAUCAGGGAUCAUUUUGUACACAUGUUAAAACUCAGAGUUUCUUCUCAUAAUCUUUUGUUAAGACCAUCUCAAUUGGGCAAUGCAAAAGCCUUUCUUCAAUCAACUGCCCGGUGUCUAUUUCAACAGGUGAUUUUUGCUCUAAAAAAAUCGUUUGAAGCUGACAAGUUCUCUGCAAUAAAGUCAUGGUUCUGUCAUAAUCACAAGGGGGGAUUAAUGAAAGAGAUAAUUGAUGAGAUGAUUCUUUCCCUUUCAUCAUCAAACCACCAUGCAUUUACCACACUAAUAGAUUCCUUGGUAGAGCCGCUGCUGAAUGAACUGUAUCUGCAAUGUUCAUCCACAGACUCUGAAUAUAGCAUUGCUUGUGCAUGGUUACGAGUUGGGGCACUACGCUAUCAUCUCUUGAUUUGCUGUGAUGAUUUGGAUCCAGCUGUGAAAUAUUCUAUCAGGUAUUCACAGUUGGUUGAAAAGAUUGCUUCACUCGAAGUGGAAAUCGAGGUUCGUAAAGAGUGUGAACAUCUUGCAGGAUGUUUCUCGAUGAGAGAUGCUGCCAAAGAAAGAUUUACAUUGCUGGAAAAGCUAAAAGUAGAGAAGAGAAUUCUGCAAAGACGGAUUGUGGUCCGCUUGGAUCCUGGAAAAUUUAUUAAACUUAAAUACGAAUGUGAUGAGUUCAUCAGUUUUGUUACUACAUCUCUCACUUUGAUAAGGACUGUCAAAACUAUGAAUAUACAAGAGCUCACUGUUCAAGUCCAGAACUGUCAGGAGACGAUAACCCGGUUCAUUGAGCGGUUGUCGGAUGAAUAUGCGGCAUACAUUGAUAUAGUUCAACCAGUUCAAGUGGCGCUAUAUGAAAUAAAAUUAGGCCUAGCUCUGCUCCUAUCAAGUGACUUGCAGAAAAGAUUUCUGGAUAGUAUUGGACAGGAUGACAUGGAUAAAGUUCUGGGAGAAAUAUAUUCCUUUAUGAGAUUUCCUAGAGACUACUUAUCUGAAGGUCCAUCUCUUGUGCUUGACUCCACGGCGGCCAAGCUUUCCUUAGAUAUAAUUUGUCCUAAAACUAUAAUGACUUCUAAUACAAGUUUGUUGGAAACUUUGGCGGCAUUAUCAACUGAUGUGGAUGCUGGUAAAAAGAUGUCAAGCCUACAGCUUAAAGCAGCGAUCUGUAAGAAUAUACUCUGUCGAGUUGCACAUUCUGCUGCCGAAGCUCGUUUCAUGGAGAAUUCAUCGUUCAAGAUAUUAGAUACCAUAUUUGAUGAAUUUUCGAGUUUAUGGAUGAGUAUGAAAGUUCAAGUUCAAACUAAAGAAGAACAUGAAGCUCAGCAGUACAAGUUCCGGCCUCGUGCAUUUAAAAUAGACAACAUCAUUGAAGUUGACAUUUCAACACUCCGUAACUCAGUUGGAAACACUGCUUUCUCAGAGUGGCAGGACAUGAUUUCAGCAGAGGAGGAGAUUAAUGUACAGACAAAUGCUGAUGAACAUACUGAGUCGUUGGAGGAAAACUGGAGGUUCAUAGAAGAAACAGUUUUGGACCAAAUGGUUUUACUUCACAAUGCAUUAUAUGGGUCAAUGGAUCUUAUACAAAAUCCGGGAAGCAUUAGAGUAACAGAUUCAGACAGAUUGUCUACAUUUAUUGACUCGUAUGAAUUGGGGACCAGAAUGAUUCAAAGUCUGGAAGGUUUGAUAUCCUCCAGUUUAGAUGCAAAGCUUGUGCCAGAGCAUUUGCUUCGUCUCUGUAUAGAUCAUGAACAAAAAUUUGUGUGCUCUCAUAAAACUAAGGAAUCCUACAAUUUCUAUAAGGAUUCAAAUGCACCUGUGAUGGCUAAAAUGGUGGAGCCAAUUUUAGCUCUUCAAAAGCGCAUUACAUUUCUUCUACAUGAAAGGGAUGAUCAUCCUGCUCUUCAGAAAAUACUGGAUGUGAUUGAAAUGGUCCUAUCUAUUCCUUUGAACACUCCUCUGUCAAAGGCCUUGUCAGCAUUGCAGUUUCUUCUGAGUAGGAUCCAUACAUUACAGGAAACCGUGUCUAAAUUUCCCCUUGCUGAUGAACUGGAGCCUAUUAUUUUUCUCGUUUCCUCAUGGCAGAAGUUAGAGUUUGAAUGCUGGCCAGCUUUGCUUAAUGGAGUUAAAGCUCAAUUCGAGACUAAUGCUGGGAAGUUGUGGUUCCCUCUAUACUCAGUUCUGCAGCGUAGGCAUACUGAUAAUAUGGAUGAGUAUAAUAACACCACUAUUCGGAGUUUGGAGGAGUUUAUGAAGACGUCCAGCAUUGGUGAAUUUAGAAAACGCUUACAACUUAUGUUUGCUUUUCUUGGACAACUUACUGCUGGUAUACGCCGUGGUUGCUAUUCAAGUUCUUACCAAAGAGAAAAUGUGAACGUACUGUACAACACAUUUGGCUUCUAUGCCCAGUUCUUGCCGACGAUAUUGGCGCAUACGGAAACUAGCAGGAAGAGUAUUGAGUCGGAACUGAAGGAACUUUUGAAAUUGUGUCGAUGGGAGCGAAGUGAUACUCACUUGACUAUGGAACUAUCCAAAAGAACAAGGCAGAAAGUAAUGAAGAUCAUACAGAAGUACACUGAUCUACUGGAACUGCCUGCAAUGGGAUUUCUUGCCCAAGACGCAGCGCUAAAAGGGUCUCAACUUCAGACUCCAAAACCUCAGAAUCUUGUUGGAGAUUCUUCUGAGAUGAACAAACAUAUACUCACUAUUGCAUGUGACCCGAUCCAUUACAGUGAUGAUAACCGGUCUCUGUGGUUUACCACAUUGAGGAGUAAAGUUUGUAUUGCUUUGCAUAACCUUCAUCAUGGACCGACAACUGAAAUUGACUUGCCGCAAAACUCUAUCAAGGAAGUUAAAGAGGAUACAAUUAAAGAAUGUUUAGCUUCUGGUUCAUUUGGUCUUAAAUACGAGGAAGAUUGCAAAGAGGUAUUAUACACAAUUGAAGCGAUAUGCAAAAUUGCUGCGGACUCUAGUGAGCUCUGGAAAGAUGAAAAGAAAAGUUUUGGGAAGAAGAGGGCUUUGACCGAAAUGCUGCAGAAGUUGGAUAGCUCUGGGUUGUCGAAGCAUAGGUCUAACUUCCUGGAGGAUCAGGUCGCAAUAAAUCGGGAUCUGUGGGUUCUUCAACCAUCUUAUGACUUGAAGCAUUUAUUGCUGACAGAUGGUAUGCUGGCAAUGGAUUUCAAGGUUGCCGCUUUGAGUGAAUUCCAGUCCAUUCACUUUGGAAGUUCUGAAAUUAAAUGGAAAACAGCGAACCAGUACUUCUUCAAGAGCAUUGCGUCAGUAGAGCAUCUGCGGCAUAUAUGUCUAAAUUUCCAUAAGGAUUUUAGCCUUGAAGAGGUUAGAAGGGCAUGUUCUUAUCUUUACCAUCUCAUUGCAUUAGAGCAACAACAACGUUCGGCGCUCUAUAAUUUUGCCGAGCACUUGAAGAACUUGAAUGAUUGCAUGUCUACUAUAAAAAACCUCUUUGCAGACUCUACUGUAGACAACAUUGACUGCUUGAUUUCUAGUAGCCGACAUGUUACAUUUAAAUGCAUGUGGCAACAAAAGCAAACACUUGAUAUUCUGUGCGCCACGAUGCUUGAUGAGUGUCUUUUACUGAGAACAGUAGAAAAUAAUCAUAUGACCACUUGUCAAAAUGGUGAAAGUCCAGCAAGAAACAUCCGUCUCUUCUUUGAAAAGUAUAUAUCGGAUAUUCGUAAUUCAAAGGAUUUACUGGAUAAGAUUCUUCUAGGCUGUGAUAGAGUUAUAACUACAGAGGAGUUUUCGCUGCAUCCCUAUGGUGUUACAAAGCAAAUGGAAAUGAUGCUAAACCAAAAUUUUAUGUUAAUUAAGGGGUUUGGUGAUGAUCUCUCUGCUUUCCGCAAGCAGUGUGUUGGAUCUGUUAAUGACGUUCUAUUUGGCCAUGUGGAACAUAUACUUGAAAAGUGUAAUUUGAUAGCCGAAGAAUAUCUGUUAGCCCAAAAAUCUAGAGAUCCUCUGGAAAGUUCCAGUGGGAUCCAAUGGAAAACUUCUGAUCUUGAAGCAAUGUUUGGUGAAACCCUUGAUCAAAUCUGUAAGCAUAUUCGGAAGGCACUUCAAUGUGUUAGCUCAUCAAGUGAUGGCCAUGCUCUACCUGAAGAGUCUCAAGGAAAUAUAACUGGAUCCGUUAAAAAAUUUGUCGUGCUGUCUGAAAAUCUUCAGUUGGAUGCUAUAUGUGAUGAGCUAACAAAGAUGGUUAAUAUUGCUGGAGAUAUGGUAACUUGUAACAGUAUACAGAAUUCUAAUCUAUGUACUGUUCUUGGAGCACACUUGAAGCAUCUCUAUUUGCUGUUAGAACCAUUACAGAUCUUCAGUGAAGGUCUGCUAGAUGAUUUUUUGGUAAUCCAUAGAUCGGUAUCUAUGAUGACACAUGUGAUUGCCAGAAUAUUCGCCUCAUUGUUUUCCCAAGGAUAUGGUGUUUCAGCGGAAGAAAAUGUGGACGAUACUGGCCAUGAAUUACCUCAGGAUGCUACAAAUGGAACUGGUAUGGAUGAUGGUGACGGAGUUAAGGAUGUCAGUGACCAGAUUGAAAAUGAAGAUCAGCUUCUUCGGGCAUCUGAAAACCCAAGCGAAGAGAAAGAUGCUUCAAAAGAGGUACCAAGUGAAGAUAAGAAGGGAAUAGAGAUGGAGGAGGAUUUUGAAGCCGAGGCAGUCAGUGUCAGUGAGGGUUCUGAAGAGGAAGAUGAACCUGGUGAGGAAGAGCAACUUGACCAGAAAAUUGGCAAUGCAGGGGAUGAGAGUGAAGUUGUUGAUGAGAAAUGCUGGGAUAAGAAUGAUGAUGAUAAUCCUAAUACGCAAAAUGAGAAGUACGAGUCUGGGCCAUCAGUAAAAGAUGAAGAUCCCACUGCUAGAGAGCUUAGAGCUAAAGAAGAUUCUGGAGCGGAGGCAGAUGAAACAGGAAAUCCCGAUCCUAAUAACUUCGAUGAGCCCAAUGAUGAUAAAGGUGACCAGGAAGAUCCUGAGAGUUCAGAAGAUGUGCAGGACAUGGACAUGGAAAAGGAAGAAGCUUACUUAGAUCCUACUGGAUUGAAGUUUGAAGAUAAAAACACAGGUUCUGACAAUGAAAUUGACAUGGACGAAUCAAAAGGUGCUGAUGAUGUGGAAGAUACUGGCCCAGAAGAGGAGCUUGAUGAGAAGUUAGACAAUAUGAAUGUUGAAGAGACCAAGUCAAAUGAUGAAAUGACAGAUGAAGCUGAGGCUGAAGCUAAAAACGAACGGUUGGAGGAAAAUUCACAGGUAGAUGAUUCAAAGAAUAAUAAUGACAAAAGUACGGAAAUGGAUCUGUUGGCUCCAGAGAAGAAUUUAUCUGGACCUGAUGCUGCUGACAAUCAAGCACCUAAUACAGAUUCCGCAACACAACCCCAAUGCGAGUUGCAAGCUGCGGUAAGAGAUGUUUCUUUAGAAGCAAAAUGGUCUAAUUCCAGUGAUAUUCAAAAUGACCUCGCUCCAUCUAGGAACUUACCUAGUUCAUCUGAGAGUGAAAUUGCUGUACCUGAAUCAUCUAAUGGUGGAAAAAUGAGUAAUGAUUUACCCAACAGCCAGAUGCCGCAGGUAGAAUCUUCAUCUCUUCAGAAAGUUCAGCCAAAUCCUUAUCGUAAUGUAGGUGAUGCACUUGAAAAAUGGAAAGAAAGAGUGAAGGUAUCUGGAGAUGUACAAGAAAGCAAUGAAGAGUCUCUGCUGGAUAAAUUAGACGAGGAUGCGGACGAGGAUGCUGAUGAGUAUGGAUUUACGUCCGAGGUUGAAAAAGGAACGGCUCAGGCACUUGGACCUGCAUUGCCGGACCAGAUAAAUAGCAACACUGCUGAAAUUGAAGUUUGUGGCGAUGAUCAAAAUGCGGAUAGAGAAGGCAAUGAUGACAUGGCUGAAAUGGAUGUUGAUCAACAACCUGAAUCACACUGUUCUAAGAACCUUGCAUUGAAUGAUGUAAAGAAGUCUGAAAAACAGAUAGAUAUGACAGACUUGCAUAUGCAGGAAGAAGCAUCCCCCGAAGUCCACAUACAUGAUGAUGGUGGUCCCACAAGUAUAUUGGGAGAGAGUUUAGUGUCCAUGAGGAAGUCUUACAUGAGUGAGGAUAUAAAUCAAAUCAAAACUCUUUCACUAAGCGACAAUGAACUGGGGAAAGCCUGUAAUACUGAAGAAAUGCCGAGUGACGUCAAAGAGAGUGGUGAGGCUCUUUGGAGAAAAUAUGAAUUGCGUACAACAAGGUUGUCUCAGGAGUUGGCUGAACAGCUUCGUUUGGUCAUGGAGCCUACUCUAGCUAAUAAGCUCCAAGGUGAUUACAGGACUGGUAAAAGGAUUAACAUGAAGAAGGUUAUUGCAUACAUUGCAAGUCAGUAUCGAAAAGAUAAGAUAUGGCUCAGACGGACUCGGGCCAACAAACGUGAUUACCAAGUUGUCAUUGCUGUGGAUGAUUCUCGCAGCAUGUCGGAGAACAACUGUGGAGAUGUUGCUAUUGAGGCUUUGGUGACAGUAUGCCGUGCAAUGUCUCAGUUGGAAGUGGGGAAUUUGGCAGUUGCAAGCUUUGGGAAGAAAGGAAACAUUAAAUUACUGCACGAGUUCGAUCAGCCCUUUAACGGGGAGGCUGGUGUUAAGAUGCUCUCAAGUUUGACAUUUAAGCAAGAGAACACCAUAGCAGAUGAACCAAUGGUUGAUCUUUUGAAAUAUCUGAAUAACAAGUUGGAUGAUGCUGUAGCAAAUGCUCGACUUCCUUCUGGCCAUAAUCCACUACAGCAGCUGGUUUUAAUCAUAGCUGAUGGGCGGUUUCAUGAAAAGGAAAAUUUAAAACGGUGUGUUAGAGAUAUAUUGAGUAAAAAGCGCAUGGUAGCAUUUCUGCUGCUUGAUAGUCCACAGGAAUCCAUAACAGACCUUAUGGAAGCAUCAUUUCAGAGUGGAAAUGUUAGAUUCUCCAAGUACAUGGAUUCAUUUCCUUUCCCAUUUUAUGUCUUGUUAAAGAAUAUAGAAGCACUUCCUAGGACACUAGCUGACCUGCUGAGACAAUGGUUUGAACUUAUGCAGUAUAACAAGGACUAAGCCAAUCAAUGACUAACUGAUUCGGUUUUCUAUUUAAGCAAAGUGGUGCUUAUAUAAAAUUUUUGGAAUCCAACAACUAUAACUAUAAUCUAGCCAAGGGAUUAUGACCAAUGAAAUAUUACCCUGGUAAUUGUACUGGUUUGGCUGUUGGAGAGUGUAGAUAGUUGGAGAGCUUUUGCGUUGCAACGAGUACUGUGUACAUGUAAUUCACUGUUGCUGUUUAUAAUAUAUAUAUAUUACUCAGCUCUCCAAUUUUAAUGAUCAAGGCAUCUUUUUUGUA